GGUCACAUAAGAAAGCCUACGUGAAGGCUGUUCGAAGGCACAAAUAUUCACUUGAUACACAUCAACUUUUAGCAGAUGCUGGAUAUGCACCUAAAGUCUUUGCUAGUUCGAUUAUACCUGGAAAUUGGUGUUUAGUAUAUAUGGAAUACCUGGACAAUCAUUCAAUGUUACAUCGCGUCGUUCUUGAUGACCAAGAACAAGGUUAUUUAAGAAAGAGGAUCGAAAAUGUGGUUAAGUAUUUGCAUAACUUGGGACAUGUGCAUGGUGAUUUACGUGAAGGAAACAUUUUAGUUAGUAGACUUAAAGAAAACGAUUUUGAUAUAAAAUUGAUUGAUUUUGAAUGGUCAGGGACAAUUGGUUCUGUACGUUAUUCUCAUUUUAUAAAUCAUAAAAACAUUCAAUGGCCGGAUGGAGCAGAAGAUGGUAAAAUAGUUAUAAAGGAUCAUGAUAUCUUUAUGCUAAAUCAGACACUUCAAGCAACAAAUUUGCUAUAA
Messenger RNA from Racocetra persica, 494 nucleotides. The record is from the annotation of a GenBank genome assembly. NCBI's taxonomy places the organism in Eukaryota, Fungi, Glomeromycota, Glomeromycetes, Diversisporales, Gigasporaceae.